AUGAUGUUUGACUCAUGUAGAACCAACAUGGAGUGGAGACCCUUCAACAUCACAGCCCUACGACAUCACUGCCCUACGACCUCACUGCCCUACGACAUCACUGUCCUACGACCUCACAGCCCUACGACAUCACUGCCCUACGACAUCACUGCCCUACGACAUCACUGCCCUACGACAUCACAGCCCUACGUCAUCACUGCCCUACGACAUCACUGCCCUACGACAUCACAGCCCUACGACAUCACUGCCCUACGACAUUACUACCCUACGUCAUCACUACCCUACGACAUCACUGCCCUAUGA
Messenger RNA from Knipowitschia caucasica, 303 nucleotides. NCBI's taxonomy places the organism in Eukaryota, Metazoa, Chordata, Actinopteri, Gobiiformes, Gobiidae. The record is from the annotation of a GenBank genome assembly.